CGGCUAGUUCGUCGUAGAGUAAGCAUCCUCGUCGACCGGACUUUCGUUGUCCCGGCGUCUGAAAAUGCGAUUCUUCAGCUCAAUUUUCCUUCUGUUGGCGGUUACGAUCGUCACCGCGGAAGUCUACUUUGAGGAAAAGUUCCUCGACGAUUCCUGGGAAAAGAAUUGGGUAUAUUCUGAACAUCCUGGAAAGGAAUUUGGAAAGUUUGUUUUAAGCCAUGGAAAAUUUUGGAAUAAUCCAGAAAAUGAUAAAGGUAUCCAAACAUCUCAAGAUGCCAGAUUCUAUGCCCUGAGCACGAAAUUCAAACCAUUCAGCAAUAAAGACAAAACACUUGUUAUUCAAUUUACUGUUAAGCAUGAACAAAAUAUCGAUUGCGGCGGUGGAUACGUAAAAGUAUUUGAUUGCUCGUUGGACCAAAAAGAUAUGCAUGGUGAAAGUCCAUAUCAGAUCAUGUUUGGACCUGAUAUUUGUGGACCGGGAACAAAGAAAGUUCAUGUGAUCUUCAGCUACAAGGGCAAAAAUCUUCUGAUUAACAAAGAUAUCCGCUGCAAGGACGAUAUAUAUACCAACUUGUAUACUCUGAUCGUUAAGCCUGACAACACAUACAAAGUUUUAAUCAACAAUGAGGAGGUUGAAUCGGGAGAAUUGGAAGCAGAUUGGGACUUCCUUCCACCGAAGAAGAUCAGAGAUCCGUCCCAGAGCAAACCUGAAGAUUGGGAUGACAAUGCUACCAUUCCUGACCCAGAUGACCAAAAACCAGAGGACUGGGACAAACCCGAGCACAUUCCUGAUCCCGAGGCCACCAAACCCGAAGAUUGGGAUGAUGAAAUGGAUGGAGAAUGGGAAGCUCCAAUGAUUGAUAAUCCCGAAUAUAAGGGUGAAUGGAAACCGAAACAAAUUGAUAAUCCUAACUACAAAGGACCCUGGAUCCACCCAGAGAUUGACAAUCCCGAAUACACUCCUGACCCAGAAUUGUACAAGAGGGACGAAAUUUGCGCUAUCGGUUUCGAUCUCUGGCAAGUAAAAUCUGGUACAAUAUUCGAUAAUGUCCUGAUUACGGAUGAUCUUGAGGUCGCUCGUAAAUUUGGGGAAGAAGUUUGGAAACCCACUAUUGAGGGUGAGAAAAAGAUGAAAGAGGCUCAAGAUGAGGAGGAAAGAAAACAGAGACAAAAGGAGACUAAAGAAAAUGAAGAUAAUAAAGAUGAUGAUGAGGAUGAAGAUGCGGAUGAAGAGGACAAUAAUGUCCCUGAUACUGAAGAGCAUGAUGAAUUGUAAAUAAUGUGUUGUGAUGGACACGAACACAGACUGUAUUCCAGGAGCUGUGUGGCCGCGACACGCACUAACUUUCCAUAAGAACACAUAAAAAUCAUAGCGAUAAAAAAGAAAAACUAACCAUUGCCAUAAAAUGAAUCAGAUCCCUUUCGAUCGAAUGAAAUUCUACGGGGAAAAAGAAAUAUUUAUUAAAUUCGUGGACAAUUUGAGUCAGUGUACCCAUAAGAGUUCUCUCAUUUUUUUCUAAAGAAACAUGGCCUCAUCUUCGUAACCUGAAUUUUCAAACCUAGUCUUCAAUCGUUCGGUCGUGUUCCAUGAAAUUCAUCGAUGUGAGGUUAUUGUCCUGAACGUUGAGUGUCAAAA
This is a messenger RNA of Bombus impatiens (common eastern bumble bee), 1636 nucleotides long. RefSeq names its product calreticulin (gene Calr). Bases 65 to 1276 code for a protein of 403 amino acids. Gene Ontology annotation, biological process: protein folding. Lineage: Eukaryota; Metazoa; Arthropoda; Insecta; Hymenoptera; Apidae. The record is from RefSeq and is a predicted model, not a curated record. Gene Ontology annotation, molecular function: calcium ion binding. Gene Ontology annotation, cellular component: endoplasmic reticulum membrane; endoplasmic reticulum. The transcript is spliced from 8 exons.